AGUCUCACUUUAUUCCUCGAAUGAGUAAUACGUUUUGAAGUUACAAACUAUUUUUUAAAAUACCGUCAAUUUUACCGUAACAAAAUAGAAGAUUAAAAAAAUAGUUGUUGAGUAAGAGUUUAUAGGGAAUUAUGGCAAAAAUAGUGUUUUUGUUCGGUAUUUUAGUUAUUUCAUUCCACGUUGCUUUUGCAAGGAUUGUGAAUAAGAGAAAAUGUCCUGAAGUACGCGCUGUUCCGCAUUUCGAUUUGUCACAGAUGCUGGGAGAUUGGUACGUGGUGGAGUAUUACGCCAGUGCUGAGGAAGCUCUUUCAUAUAGCUGUAUGAGAGCAGUACUCACUGAAGAUGAUCAUGUUCAAACUGCAGAUGGGUCAGUGGAAUGGACGCCGGGCGUGACUAUGAACUUCACAUAUCGGUUCGCGGACGACCCUCUCGGAGAGAACUUGCUCGGGAACAUAACGUGGCGAGUUGAUUUGAACGAGCCCGCGCACUGGACUCAUUCUGAACUCACAUAUGAUGGCAUUUACAACACAUACGUACUGGAUACGGAGUACAAAACCUGGGCGUUGUUACUGCAUUGCGCGGAGCAGAGAGAGGGCGCGCGGUACUUGAGUGCAUUUGUUUUGUCCAGAAAGACAACUCUGCCUAAGAAUGUGAUGGCAUACUUAAGGGAUAAACUUCCAAGAUAUGACGUGGAUAUAAAAUACGUGUUCCCUAUACCACACAAUGAGUGUUCGUCGACUCCGGCUAAAUACAACUAUUCACCGAUACUAGUAGAGGCUGGUAGCAAGACUAUAAAACGACCCGGAAUUGCUUACAAUACUAAUUAAAUGUUUAUAAAUAUUAUUCAACUGUGAUUGUAAAGUUGCGGUCGUAUUCAGAAACAUAAAUUAUAAGAUUUUUUUCACAAUAUUCAUUUAAUUCAAGUCUUUGAGUGUUUAUUACAAUUUUAAACGCGAUAAUUGAUGUAAUUAAGUACAUACGUAUUUUGCUUGUUUUCUAAAAUGAUUGAAUGCUAUUAAAACGUAUAUGUGUGAAAAUAGAAUAAAAUAAUUGUAUUUCAAAUUGUAAGAUGUUGAAUUCAUAUUUCAGAUCAAUGUAAAUAUUUUUUUAUAUGGAGUAUACAUAAUGAGAUAAUUUUUA
Molecule: messenger RNA, 1140 nt
Organism: Papilio polytes (common Mormon)
Lineage: Eukaryota; Metazoa; Arthropoda; Insecta; Lepidoptera; Papilionidae
Gene: Karl
Product: lopap
Exons: 5
Coding region: 132-827 (231 amino acids)
Source: RefSeq, a predicted model, not a curated record